Acanthopagrus latus (yellowfin seabream) is the source of this 2753-nucleotide messenger RNA. It is a transcript of the gene septin8a, whose product is annotated as septin 8a. Gene Ontology annotation, biological process: cytoskeleton-dependent cytokinesis. Gene Ontology annotation, molecular function: GTP binding; GTPase activity; molecular adaptor activity. The transcript is spliced from 10 exons. The record is from RefSeq and is a predicted model, not a curated record. Bases 357 to 1619 code for a protein of 420 amino acids. Lineage: Eukaryota; Metazoa; Chordata; Actinopteri; Spariformes; Sparidae. Gene Ontology annotation, cellular component: septin complex; septin ring; cell division site.
CCGAACUCAGACUAGCUCCCUUUGCCGGCGUCUUCUUCUACUACAGAGUUCAACACAGCUAAACUAAAUCAACCGAGCCCCCUUUCCCUCUGACUGACUCCCGGAAAAAGUCAAAACGGUUGGAAACAAACGAUUUCUCCCGCCUGAGCGAAUCAGCAGCGACGCGGCGGGGAAUCAUCUCGUCGCCUAGCUAGCAGCCUCCCCGCCCGGUUAGCAGCUCCUCUGCUCCUGUUCGUCUCUGUCCGCUCGGCUCGCAGUGGUUCAGUCCGCACGGAGAGACGAGGGCUGCUCCCUUUCGUCCCUGCUCAGUCCGCCCAGCACACCAACAACACCGCACACCCCGCACACCCCGCACCAUGGCUGCCACGGACGUUGACGUGUUUUCUAGUGAAGAGAAGCGUAACCUGAGUUUGGGCGGACAUGUUGGAUUUGACAGCCUCCCUGACCAGCUGGUCAGUAAAUCGGUCACACAGGGAUUUUGUUUUAACAUUCUCUGUGUAGGGGAGACUGGUAUCGGCAAAUCGACGUUAAUGAACACGCUCUUCAACACCAUGUUCGAGAACGAAGAGGCGAGCCAUUAUCAGAAUGGCGUGUACCUGCGGCCGCGAACAUACGACCUGCAAGAGAGUAACGUCCACCUCAAGCUGACCAUCGUCGACACCGUCGGCUUCGGUGAUCAGAUCAACAAAGAGGACAGUUACAAGCCCAUCGUCGACUACAUCGACACUCAGUUUGAAAACUAUCUCCAGGAAGAGCUGAAGAUCAAACGCUCGCUGUUUAACUACCAUGACACCAGGAUCCACAUCUGCCUUUAUUUCAUUGCCCCGACAGGACACUCCCUCAAGUCCCUGGACCUGGUCACUAUGAAAAAACUGGACAGCAAGGUCAACAUAAUUCCCAUCAUUGCCAAAGCGGACACAAUCUCCAAGAGUGAGCUCCACAAAUUCAAAAUAAAGAUUAUGAGCGAGCUGGUGAGCAACGGCGUCCAGAUAUAUCAGUUCCCGACAGACGACGAAGCUGUCAGUGAGAUAAACGCCUCCAUGAACGCACAUCUGCCGUUUGCUGUGGUGGGGAGCGUGGAAGAGGUCAAAGUGGGGAACAAAACCGUGAGGGCCAGACAGUACCCCUGGGGCGUUGUGCAAGUGGAGAACGAGAGUCACUGCGACUUUGUAAAACUCAGAGAGAUGCUGAUCAGGGUCAACAUGGAGGAUCUGAGGGAGCAGACCCACGCCCGCCACUACGAGCUGUACCGACGCUGUAAGCUGGAGGAGAUGGGCUUCAAAGAUACAGAUCCUGACAGCCAGCCGUUCAGCCUUCAAGAGACGUACGAGGCCAAGAGGAAAGAGUUCCUGGGCGACCUGCAGCGUAAAGAGGAAGAAAUGCGACAAAUGUUCGUCAACAAAGUAAAAGAGACGGAAGCAGAGCUGAAGGAAAAGGAGAGAGAGCUGCACGACAAGUUUGAGCAGCUGAAGCGAAUGCACCAAGAGGAGAAGAGGAAGGUGGAGGAGAAGCGGAGAGAUCUCGAGGAGGAGAUGAACGCCUUCAACAGGAAGAAGGUGGCAGCCGAGACGCUCUCCUUAUCUCAGCCCCUCAAGAAAGACAAGGACAAGAAAAAUUAAUUUAUGGCCGCUGUGCACCCUCCCACACACGACCAUGGACUUGUCCUCACCACCUAGCAGCGACAACACCUGUUCAUUCUGUUUGUGUUUGUGUAGUUUUGACAUUCCAUCUUGACAUUGUGCACACGGACCAAAGACACUGAGGACGAUGAAGCCACAGGGAGAAAUAAAGAGUGAGAGAUGGCGAGAGAAUACCAGCUAACAAAAAAUAAAUGUUCACCUGCCAGCAGCGGCCAUCUCAUUAAUUCAGGAUCUUUCAUUCUAUGGAUUGUUUCUUGUUUUGUUUUUGACACUUUUUAUAUAUAUGCAUUUUGUUUUUCUAUGUUGUGAUUUUAUUUUGUGUUUUUCCAUCAACUCUUCCUAGAAAACGAGAGGUUCAAGCCCUUCAAAUCGUUCGGGUACUGCAGUGUAACACAGCGGUCACAGAGUCAUUCAGCUGUUCAGUAUGAUUUUAAAAACUAAUUAGGAUGUGCUUGAUUCUAACAAAUUAAUAUUGAAUAAUGCAUUGAAGAGAUCUGUUAGAUCGAGCCUUCCCUAAUGUUUUUAAAAUACCUGAGCUGUUUGAAUUGUCCAGGUGUCUCUUUACCUUUUCGUUCACAGUAAAAUAAAAUGAGCCCAAAUAAUAACGUUAAAUAGCAAUAAAACUGAGUACCUGUAUACUGUAUAUACCACUGCAUAUACGUCGGUACUGACAACGUAAACUUAGUCUUAAAUCUUAAUAAAACUUAUGCAAUAUUCUGGUGCUGUUUCGUAUAAACUCAGUAAAUGUAUGUGAAUAUUUUCUAGAGCUUAACCAGCUAAAUAUGCAAAAAUGUACUAGUUUUUGAAUAUGAUAUUAUUGUAAGAAGCACAUAUGACGCUGUACAUUGUCCAUAAGCGAUGUAACUUUAUUGUAAACCAUGAGUGAUCACGUUGAUGUGAGUGUUGUGACCGUGGACACAACAUGAAGCCAGUACAAACACAAACACACACACACACACACACACACACACACACACACACACACACACACACACACACACACACACACACACACACACACACAGGGAGGAUUCAGGAAGUGAUACGAGCCUCAGUGACGGAGAACAGCUGCGUUUACUGUCUGUCGUUGGAAAUAAACAAACCCCCUCCGAC